Cheilinus undulatus (humphead wrasse) is the source of this 2823-nucleotide messenger RNA. RefSeq lists its product as uncharacterized. The record is from RefSeq and is a predicted model, not a curated record. NCBI's taxonomy places the organism in Eukaryota, Metazoa, Chordata, Actinopteri, Labriformes, Labridae. The coding region runs from base 405 to 1601 and encodes 398 amino acids. Gene Ontology annotation, cellular component: membrane. The transcript has 8 exons.
CCCGAGCUGACUGUUGACGUGAGUGUGGCGUUAUGACGGCAUGUAGCUCUCCUUACGUUAUCUGACCACUCCAAUGGACAUGUAAUUGUAACAGCAGUCAGAGUCAGCGGCAGCGUCGCUGUAUUUCGAUACACAAAUUUAACGCUUGUUGGUGUAUUAGCAGUACUUUGUCCUGGGCAAUGUCUAUAGCUGCAGCAGACAUCACGGCUGAAACUGCGUGUCAUUUUGCUAAAGUUGCUAACCGUUAGCUUUUAGUUCAGUUUUAGUCUAUCCAAACCGUUGUAGCACACAAGCUAGCUAAUGUCUCGUGCGCUGACUAGCUUUAAAGGGCUGUUAGCAUCAUCACCACGACAACCGGCUGCAUCCUUCCCAGCCGGCCGACUGAUGGAAGGCUGAGGGGAACCAUGCUGAGAUUCCUCCAUAUCCUUUUAACAGGCCUUUUAGGUGUUCUGUGGGAUGGAGUUGAUGCUUUUGGAGGGGUCAGGCUAGUAGAUGGGGAGACCAAAUGCUCCGGCAGAGUUGAGGUGCGCCGCCAUGACCGAUGGGGGACUGUUUGUGACCAUGGCUGGGAUCUGCGAGAGGCUGAUGUGGUGUGCCUGGAGCUGGGCUGUGGCUUAGCUGAAUCUGCCCAUCAUGGUGCUUCAUUUGGUCCAGGCAAGGGAGAGAUAUGGCUGCGUCAUGUCCAAUGCUCUGGACAUGAGUCCAGUUUGACUCGCUGUGCGGUUGUUCUCCACAGUGACUCCCAAUGCACCCAUGAGAAUGACGCAGGGGUGAAAUGCUCAGGAACUCUUUUAAUGCCCACACUCACUCUGCUGUCACCUCACACUGUGUUCUCUCGCGGGGAGGCUGUUCGCUUCAGCUGCAGUGUCCUGCUGGGACAUCACCUCAGUGACUUCCACCUGUACAAGCAUGGAGUGUCCACUCCGCUUGUUACACAGAGAGCGGACCAGACCCAGAUUGGAGUGGAGCUCACACUGUCUGACAUUGAGACUUUCCACCAGGGCAGCUACAGUUGUCGAUAUAGGAUCAAGGGUGGCUUCCCUUCUCAGCUUCUCAGCUCUCCUCCCAGCAACUCCAUCAACAUCACAGUGGUGGAACUCCUGACGCCUCAGCACUGGUACAACACGUCGGCUGAGGCUCCCCCUGGUUCCGUCCUUAAAGGCCACAGCUUUAACAUCACCUGCUCCACCCUGCAGCAGUAUCCUGGAGGCUCCUUUCAACUUCGUCUGAUCCGUUCUAAUGGCACAGUGCGCCAGUCUCUGCCUGCUCUCACCCCGUCCGUCACUUUUACCUUCUCAAACGCACAGAGCUCCAACGAGGGCUACUACUACUGCCUGUACCGGGUGCAGCUGGGUGGACGCACCUUUGUCUCCAGAGAGAGCCAACCCCUGCCUAUAGCCAUUAGAGACCCAGAUCCAGUACUGAGUCCAAUGGUGAUCAGCUGGCUUGUGUCUGGAAUAACGUUCGUCGUAGCUGUCAUUAUUAUCAUCAUUGUAGCUAAGGUGCUGUGUAACAAAGAGAAGAAGCCUUCUGAGCUGGAGAGAGAGACCAGAACCUGUGUGGACAACACUUAUGUUGCCUUAUCAAUUAACAAGUUAUGACCAGGUCUGCAGGCAAAGGACACCUAAAGGAGGCUAGCUGUGUGUCCAUUGUGGAUUCAUUCAGAAGCUGACGUAGCCCUGAACAAAACGGCUCAGCCAGUUCUUCCUCACAUCUCUGGAUAAGACAUCUCUAGGACCUCCUGCAGUACAGUAAAGAUGAAGAACACUUUUAACUGGACUCUAAUGCUAACCCAUCCAAGACUGUGCUGUAAUAUUCUAGUGUUCCUGGUGGAAAACAAGGUUUUCUUUCUUUCCAGGCUUUCAGAACUGUAAUACAGUGAGAUGUUAAUUCUUCGUUCGAGAUGAGAGUGCCAAGAACAGCUGUGCUUGCUGUUAUAAUUUUCAAGUAGUUAUCUUGAGAUCUCAGUUUGUUAAUUUAACUGUAAUGAAAAAAGAAUCAAAACAAUUUAUCACAAAAAAGUUGACCUUUUCUCAACAUCAAAGGGUGAUUAUGUGAAACGAGGUAUGAAGUACAGUUUUCUCUUUGAUAUCAGAGCUUUUCCUUGGUUGGAGAGGGCAGAUUUAAUUUUACUUCUUAAAAAUUGUGCCUGUAGUAGACCUUGUUUGUAUUCAUAAUCCAUAUAACAUAGGGAUCAGUUAAUAUUACUCCUUAAUGACUUUCUCAGACUGAAUCCAUUGCUACUGCGUAGCUGGCAGACACCUUGUUAGUAUUGUGGCAUGAUGGUUCUCCUGAUAGAUAUUACUAGUAAUGAGAGAAAACAUCCUCAGGUUUUCCUGUGAAAUUAGUUGGUAUCGUGUUUUGUGAUAGCAUUAAAAAUUAACUGGUGUUCUCAAGAUAACAGCAUAGUUUAAAAAAGUAAGCACAGCUGUUUUUGACUGACCAACACUACAAACAUUUCCUUCUUAAAGUCCAUUUAAGACUGACUUUAAGUUGACCUGAAGACUGCCCUGACCCUGGGUGAGUGAAAAACAACCAUAAAAAGUUACAACUGUGGACACUGACUCUGGUUCCUCAGGUCUCUGUGUGUAUAUGCAGUUAAAACAUUAUUUUUAUUUAUUACCCAGUGACAGAAAUGUUAAGUUCCUCUAGCUUAUUACUAUGUAUUAUCUUCUACAGAUCAAUGAUCCUUAAAGGAUUAGAUGUUUUUGUAUUUUAUGUCUUACCCUACUAUGCAUCUUAAGUCAUUUACAUUAUGUAAAGUAUUGCACUUAAAAAGUGUAAGUAGAAGAUGUAGUUGAUUAAAAUGCUGCUGUUAUCGAA